CGAAGGAAAUAAAACUGACCUAUCGUAACAUUCCUUCACGGUAUAAUUGGGGUUUCUUCACGCUAUAAUUGGGGUUUCAAAAACAAACUGACCUAUUAUAACGUUUCCAAUAUUUUUGUCAGGGUUGACUGACAUUUGUAAACAAAACUAACCAACUCAACAAGUCAUUGACAGUUAAAAAAAUGCUGUUACUAUUCUAGUUCGGGUAAAACAAUCUCAAGAAUGUUGUGUACAAAACUAAACUGAAUCGCUUGACGACUUAAAAACUAAAAUUAGAAGAGAAUGUGCUGACAUUAAUCAAGAAACAAUUAUUUGAGUCCAGCAUGAAUUCAUCGAUCGUUUGGGAUAUUGCCAGGCACAAGAAGGGUUUCAGUUUCAACAUUGCGGUGGAUAGAUAAUAUUGCAGUGAAUCUACGAACCCUAAAUAUCGCACGACCAGAGGAACUAAUGUCGGACUACAGUAAAUGAAGACAAAUUGCAAAGUCAACAAAGACCCAUCCCGGGUUAUAAUAAUAAUAAUACGAAGAGAGAGAGUUAUUUGGAUUAACACAUAUCAUCAAGGAGUGGUGCUUGAUCUGGAAAGCUCCAUUUUUCACGAAAUCGUUUUUCCGAGUCUAUCCAAAUCUCUUCAUUAAGUGUUGGCAUUACUAAUAAUUUUAUUGCCAAAAGGGCUUACUACUGCAUCUGUUCUUUAAGAUUAUCUUUCAAAAAAAGAGAGUCAAGACCUUGUAAAAUAUGGGUUACAGUGUAAAGAAUUUUCCUGUUCAGGGUCAAAUUCAAAUAAAAUCACAAGCAUGGGACAACAGAAACAAUGAUGGUCUUCUAAACACUAUGGAGAAAAAGUCCAUUUAGUUAUUUCAUAAUCAUCAUCAAUCAACAAAGCAGCCUAAAAGUUUGCCAAAAAGUUGGAAAGAUAAACCGAAAAAGUAAAAAGCAUAAAAUUAAACAAGCAUCAGUUUCAAGAAUUGAUGAGGAUGAAUUUAAUUAAAGACAGAACUUUUUUUAAUUUCAUCAUUAAUGUGAUGUUAUCACAUAUCAUCCAUUGACAAUUGAGAAUUAAAUAGGUAAUUAAUUACAUAUACAAUAAAAAAGUUCAGGACCGUACUUUAUAAUAAAAUUUAAAUAAUCACAAUAAUUUACAUAACACACCGGAACUGUGGUAUUAACUCCUUGACCCAAUCCUGCUGCACUCGACUUUAUGCCAAUACAAUUUUCUCGAGGUUCUCCCUUCCAAUUCAAAAACACGUUUAGACACAAUAAACGUGGUUGUCUUCUUUUACUAUUUAGUAAGCGAAAAGUGUCUCCGCCACAACAUAAUUGUGUUUGUGUUCAAACUGUAAACCAUGAGAUCACCAUAUAUUGUAAUAUUUUUCUUUUCCUGUUUUCUACUUGGAUUAUUAAAAAAAUCUUACGUUAAAGCUGAAAAUAAUCUAGAAAAGGAUUUCAAAUUGAUUUGUUACGCGGCAACUUAUGCCUCGGGUCGACCCGGAAGAGGUGGUUUCUAUUUAAGCAAUUUAAAUCCCGGAUUAUGUACCCACGUUAUUUUCGGAUACGCACAUUUAAAAAUGGAUACAUCAAUUUAUUUCUUACCCAAUUGGAAUGAUUUUAUGAACGGAACUGAAAGUUUGACCGAAUUAAAACAGAGUUAUCCAUCCGUGAAGUUUAUGGUUGCUUUAGGUGGUUGGUCAGAACGAACCGAUAAAUUUUCGAAAAUCGCUGCCAAAAGUGAAUUGAGAAAAAGCUUAGCUGAAAAUGCGGUGAAUUUUUUAAAAAAAUAUGAUUUUGAUGGUUUAGAUUUGUGUUGGUUAUUUCCAAGUAAACGAGAUGGAAACGUUUACGAUCGAGUCGGGUUUGUUCAACUUUUAAAGGAGAUGAAACGACAAUUUAAACCGUUUAAUUACACGCUUUCCGCGUUAUUAAGCGCGGAUUUUGAGACAAUAGACACCGGUUAUGAUGUCAAAGAACUCUCUAAAGUUGUCGAUUUCAUGAAUAUGAAUUCUUAUGACUAUAGUGGGUUUUGGAGUCCCGAUAUUCAAGCCCACGCACCUUUAUAUAGUGAUAAUAGAUUGAAUGUGAAUUAUUCAAUUUCAUACUUGAUUAAAUUAGGCGCAGAUCCUAAAAAAAUAAUUUUAGGGAUACCUUUUUACGGAAGAGCUUUUAUUUCGACGAAUACCACAAAUUCAUCAACCCUAAAUGAACACCCAAAAUUUGGAGACCUUUUUAAUGAAACCGAACAAGCUAGAAAAACAUUUGUAGGUCCAUACACCCAAGACGUUUCCGGGAUAAUCAGUUACGGUGAAAUUUGUUUAGAACUGUUAACUAAUAAUAAAUGGAAGAAAUUUUGGGAUGAAAAAAGCAAAACAGCCUAUAUAACGUUGGGUCAAGAUAAAUUAAUUACUUACGAUAACAAAAAAUCGAUUGAAUUUAAAGUUAAAUACGCAGUUGAUAAAAAAUUAGGAGGAAUUACAGUUUUCGCUUUGGAUUUAGACGAUUUUCAAGGAGAUUGCUUAGAAGAAUACGAAAAUAGUGACGAUUUUAAAGAUUAUUUGUUAUUGAGGAGUGUUAGAAAAGAAAUUAAUAAGCACUUAGGAGAUAUAAAUGUUGUUGAAGUUGUGAAUUCUGCAAAAAGUAACGAUUUUUCCUGUAUUUUAUUAUUAAUUUUUAAUCUCUAUUUAUUGUUUAAAAUUUGUUAAAAUAAAUUAUUCUAGGUUGUAUAUGAAUAAGCUACACUUUUUGAUCAGGUUGAUUUUUCUAAGAUGCCAACUUUGCAAUAACUCCCUGCUUUUUAUGUCUCUUUUACCAGAAACCAAUAAAUCCUAAUGUUGUGACACUAACUGCUUUUGCGAAAAUUAUUUUGUAGAGUUGUUAACAAAAUAUUUGUUACUUGCGCUUCUAUUACACAGCAAUUCAGUGUAUAAUGAUGCUAUUAGUAUAUUGCAUCAAUUGUAUUAUAUUAAUUAUAUAAUAUAUUAAUCAUAUUAGUUAGUAUUGAAUAAAAUCCAACUUUUAGCACCGGUUCAAAUCAAAAAUUGAAAUCAAUUACGUC
Onthophagus taurus is the source of this 3046-nucleotide messenger RNA. Its product is annotated as putative chitinase 2. Gene Ontology annotation, molecular function: chitin binding; chitinase activity. Gene Ontology annotation, biological process: carbohydrate metabolic process; chitin catabolic process. NCBI's taxonomy places the organism in Eukaryota, Metazoa, Arthropoda, Insecta, Coleoptera, Scarabaeidae. The record is from RefSeq and is a predicted model, not a curated record. Gene Ontology annotation, cellular component: extracellular region.